AUGAGAUUGUUGGACAUGUUCCUGGCGAAUUACUUACGAAAUCUCAUCCCAAAUAUCAGUCUGCCUCUUGCUUUGAGCAACAACGUAAAUAUCACAGAUAUCGACAUAACUACUGUUUGUGGAUUAAAUGGAACACAAUAUGAGUGCAUAUGUGAGGAGCAGCAUGUCUGGACCAAUGACACCUGCAAGGCAUAUCAGGUGUGUGAUAAGAUUGUUGGAGACACUUGUGGAUGUAUUCAGGCUCUUCCUUCAGAGGGUCAGCUUUGCCAGAGAGAUAUCAAUGAAUGUGAAGAUGCUUUGUCAGUGUGUGGCCAGUACUCAAAUUGUACUAACAUCAUUGGGAGCCACAUGUGUUCAUGCUGGAGUGGAUUUACUGCCUCCAAUAAAGACAGUCCAGUGAGCCGCAACAACUCAUGUCAGGAUAUAGAUGAAUGUCUGGUCAGUCCAUCUGUAUGUGGUCCAAAUUCCAUCUGUACUAAUGUAUUGGGAUUUUACAAUUGCUCAUGCUUGGAUGGAUUCACUGCAACAAACACAAAUCUCACUAACAGCAUCAGUGUCACAUGUAGAGAUGUCGAUGAAUGUGGUGAUAAAUUAGCAUUCUGUGGUCCAAACUCAAUCUGUACCAAUACAAUCGGGAGUUACAACUGUUCCUGCUCGAGUGGUUUUACUGUUAUAAAUAGGAGUCAACCAGUCAGUAACAGUAACCCAUGCAAUGUGUCUCUACCUUUGAGUGAAUAUCUGAUUGAAAUUCAGAUAAAUACCAUGAAUAGUUCCAUCAUUGAUCAGCUGAGGACCCUUCUAAUGUCUUUCAAUUUACCCUACACAAUCAGUGACAGCACUAACAUUACAGAAAUCAACAUAACUACUGGUGUUUAUUCUGUCUCUGCUUUAUGUUGCAUAGUUAAGAUUAAGCUUUAUCUGUCAUCAAUACUGCCCUAA
This is a messenger RNA of Myxocyprinus asiaticus (Chinese sucker), 939 nucleotides long. Its product is annotated as adhesion G protein-coupled receptor E1-like. The coding region runs from base 1 to 939 and encodes 312 amino acids. Gene Ontology annotation, molecular function: calcium ion binding. The record is from RefSeq and is a predicted model, not a curated record. NCBI's taxonomy places the organism in Eukaryota, Metazoa, Chordata, Actinopteri, Cypriniformes, Catostomidae. The transcript has 6 exons.